This is a messenger RNA of Alternaria viburni, 975 nucleotides long. RefSeq lists its product as uncharacterized. Bases 1 to 975 code for a protein of 324 amino acids. The transcript has 5 exons. Lineage: Eukaryota; Fungi; Ascomycota; Dothideomycetes; Pleosporales; Pleosporaceae. Gene Ontology annotation, molecular function: transmembrane transporter activity. The record is from RefSeq and is a predicted model, not a curated record. Gene Ontology annotation, biological process: transmembrane transport. Gene Ontology annotation, cellular component: membrane.
AUGGAUAAGCCCAAGGAAACAGACACUGAACGCAUCGAAAAGGCGAUCACAAUCGAUGAGACGAUCGACACAGCCCUGGACAAGCGUCUGAAUCGCAAAUUUGACUUUCGUAUUCUGCCUUGGUUGUUCGGGAUAUGGCUCUUCUCGUUCAUAGACCGCAGCAACAUCGGCAACGCAAGAAUAGCCGGCCUGUCCGAUGAACUUUCCAUCACAACUGGUACACGGUUUAACAUCGCCCUCCUCGUCUUCUACAUCCCGUACAUCCUGGUCGACGUACCGUCUAACCUACUCGUUAAGCGUUUGCGCGCCGGGAUAUACCUACCAGCUCUGAUCACGGCAUGGGGUCUAGUGUGUACGUUCAUGGGCUUCGUGCAGUCAUUUGCAGGGCUGGUGGCAUGUAGACUGUUGCUGGGAUUAUGUGAAGGAGGCAUUCUCGGUGGCGUGAUCAUCUACCUUGCGAUGUUCUAUAGGCGAGGCGAGAUGCUGCUGAGAAGCGGUCUCUUUUAUUGCGCCGCGCCUCUAUCGGGGGCUUUUGGUGGGCUACUCGCUUCGGGACUGGCAACCAUCGAGGUUGGGGGGUAUCGAAGAUGGCCCUGGAUCUUCUUUAUUGAGGGCGCAAUCACUGUUGUGUUCGGCAUCGUAUGCUUCUUCUUCAUGCCGGAUACCCCUGCCGCAGCAGCAUUCUUGAGUGACGAAGAAAAGGAGUGGGCAUUGCGACGCAUGCGACUUGAUGCAGGAGGAUCCACCGAAGUUGAUGUCGACGAUGAGAAGUUCAGUUGGUAUUGGGUCAAGAUGGCACUCAAAGCCCCGCAGACGUACCUUUCUGCUUUCAUCUGGUUCUUCUUGUUGGUGCCGCUCUAUAGCUUUUCGCUGUUCCUUCCUAGUAUCAUUGCCGGCAUGGGCUAUCAAAGCACCACCGCGCAGCUCUUUACGGUACCACCUAACAUGGCUGCUUUCAUCACGGAGGCUGCGUGA